Messenger RNA from Scheffersomyces coipomensis, 1986 nucleotides. RefSeq lists its product as uncharacterized. The record is from RefSeq and is a predicted model, not a curated record. The transcript has a single exon. Bases 1 to 1986 code for a protein of 661 amino acids. NCBI's taxonomy places the organism in Eukaryota, Fungi, Ascomycota, Pichiomycetes, Serinales, Debaryomycetaceae.
AUGGAAACCAUGAUGGGAGAGGUUGAACUUAUGGAUAAGGAUCUGUCGUAUGCAUCCGUCAUUGGAAAUCUUAAUACUCAACUUCAAAGGUUGUCGACCAAUACGAUCUAUGUUGCUAAGAACAUGGAAUCUAUUGACAAUGUCUGUUACCUGGUUUAUAGAUUACUCAAGUUAGAUAAAUCAUUUGGACCUCAUAUUGUCGAUUCAGAACUUGUUCCCUUUUUAAUAAAUGCUAUUGUGGUGUCGGUUAAAACACAAGAGUUUGAAAUUACACUGAAAUUAUUAUGCCAUUUAGCUGUCUUAUUAUUUAAGUAUUGUAAGAUCCAAAGUUCCAAAGUCAGUGCCAUAUUCAGAGAACAUAAAAUCAAUAUAUUGUUCAUGUCAAGCCAUCUUUCACCAACGGUGAAGGGGAUUAAAAAGAGUAAUUUAUCAUAUAUUGAAGAAAUUCUUAAUAAUUUUGACUACUUUGAAUUUGAGAAGAUCUACACUAUCAGUUGUUUAAUCGUUGAUACGAUAUUUACACUUUCUUAUGAGUUAGAUAAAUUAUCUAUCGAAUUAGAUAUCAUGAUCACCAAUAAUAAGGUUGACAAUGAUAACUUGUUUCUGGUCUUAGUUAAGCUUUUAGAACUCAUGGAUUGUGAAUUUGAUAAAGAAAUCAUGUUGUUACUUCAUGAGUAUACUCAAGUGUUUAAACAUAUUACAACCAUUGAGAGUAAAUUCGUCCCUCAAUUAAGUGAAUCUAAUUUAAAAUUGAUCAAGAUUGUCAAAUCUACUACAUACGAAACUUUCAUCUCAAAGUAUCCAUCAUCAGAUUAUCUGUUACUUUUUGAAAUGGGUAAUGAAUCUAUGAAAGGGGACUUCCUUGAUUAUGUAAAGUCCAAUGAUGAUACGCAAAAGUUAGAGAAAUGUUUCCAAUUUGUAUUAGAAGUUUUAGAUCAAGGUAUAAACCAAGACUAUUUAAUUUGGAAUAAUGGAUCAGAUAGUCUCUUGUUCUACUUGAGAGAUAUCAGUAAAGAUCAAGAUGAUAGAUUGAAGUUUUAUACCAGUUUCAAUAAAUUGAAUUCAAAAAUCUCACUUGGUACUACAGUUCUUUAUCUUAAUUUUAUCAUAUCUCUUAGUCUUUCAAGUGUGUAUGAGAGUAUUGAUUUUCCAAAUAUCAUUUUAGAUUAUUUCAAACCUUUGAAACUUCCACCAGUUUCUAAGACCAAGUUAAUGUUAUCACCAAUUAAUAAUGGAUCUUCCAAUUCUUAUGGUACACUUCAAGUUUGUUUGAUUCAUAAUCUUAAAAUGACACUUUGGAUUCUCGAAGAUGAGAUAAAAUCACUUGCCUCUAUCAACCAGUAUACUCCUGGUACUGCAAGAUAUAGUGUCAUUUUCAAAUUAAUUGAAUUAUCAUUCCCAUCUUUGAUUUCAGCUUUGAUAUUUGCUGAAAGAGAUAAUGAAAAUGAUGUUAUGAAUCAAAUAAUUCGUAAUUUGGUUAAAAGUGUAUUUGAAAUGAUAGUCAAUAUCGAGAUUAAAGAAAUUGGUAAUUCAUUAGUUUGGGUUUCUUUAAUCAACUUUGCAAAUGAUGUCUGCUACUCAGAUCUUAGAUACGUAUCCAUGUUUUAUGAUAUGUUAGGAUACCUUGAUUCACGAAGUCUGUCUAAAAUUUAUGAUCCAUUAGUUCGCAGUGGUUUACAGUUCUUUUAUUCAACGUUCUGUCCUAAUAAUAAGUCAACAUUUGAAACAUGGAUUGAAUAUAAAUUGGGAGACAACAUUAGUGAUGAUGAACUUGACUUGGAGAUAUUUCUUCAUGAUUAUGAUUACUUAUAUCAUAAUAAUUAUGAAGAUCAGAAACAGAAUAGCAUGAUAGAUCUGUCCAACACUGAAUCUUCUGUGAUCAACUCUGAUAAUUUCACUUUGGGAGCUAAUGCCACAAAGCAGAAUUAUGCCACCAACUCAGCUAGACAACAAAGCAUCCAUGUUGAUCAAUUUGGAAAGAUUUAG